AUGAGAGUAGAGGAGCUCAUUAUUGACGGUUUCAAGUCAUAUGCUGCCAGAACCGUUAUAUCUGGCUGGGAUGAGCAGUUCAACGCCAUCACCGGUCUGAAUGGAUCGGGAAAGUCCAACAUCCUAGAUGCCAUAUGUUUUGUUCUCGGUAUCGCCAGUAUGUCUGUGGUUAGAGCUUCCAAUUUGCAAGAUCUGAUAUAUAAAAGAGGCCAGGCUGGUGUUACGAAAGCGAGUGUUACUAUUGUCUUUGAAAAUAGCGAUAAGUCGAAAUCGCCAUUUGGUUUCGAGAAUACUCCACAAAUCAGUGUAACAAGGCAGGUCGCACUAGGAGGAACUUCAAAGUAUCUGAUAAACGGAAGAAAAGCACAACAGCAAGUUGUUUUGCAGUUAUUCCAAAGUAUUCAAUUGAACAUCAACAAUCCAAACUUUUUGAUCAUGCAGGGAAAGAUCACAAAGGUGUUGAACAUGAAGCCUGCUGAGAUUUUGUCUCUGAUUGAGGAAGCGUCCGGUACGAAAAUGUUUGAGGAUCGCAGACAGAAGGCUGAAAAGACUAUGGCAAAAAAGGAUGUGAAGCUGGUUGAAAUCGGUGCUAUCUUGAAGGAAGAGAUCGAGCCAAAGCUGGAGAAACUGAGAAGUGAGAAAAGGUUCUUCCUGGAAUACCAGGAUACCCAGACUGAUCUGGAGAGACUCACCCGUGUUGUCUCUGCUCAUAGAUAUCAACAGGUUUCCGCAAAGUAUCAGAAGUUGGUGGAUUCGUUGAGCAAUCGCGAACAAAACUCUACUGUCUUGAAAACACAAUGUGAAACACUCGCUGUUGAGAUUGGAUCUUUGGAAGAGGACCUUCAAGAGACUUUACGAAAGAAGCAGAGUGAACUCAGUAACAGUGGGCAGUUCAAGGAUCUUGAGGUUCGUGAAACCACCUUGAAUAAUGACAUUUCAAGACUGCUUACUCAAAGAGACUUGAAAGCUGAGAAUCUCAAGGAAGAGCAAAUAAAACAGCAACAGAUGGAAACCCAGGUUCAGCAAUUUCACAGAACGCUGCAAUCUGGUAAGGGUGGGUUGGAUGCGUUGAAGUCAGCCCAUUCCGCUACCGAAUUGGAACUGGAUGAGUGCAAGAAGCUUCAUAAAUCCAAGGAAGAGUUGCUGUCUACAUUAUCGACCGGGCUCUCGUCGUCUGGAUCUACAGAGAGCGGAUACACUGGACAGCUCCAGAAUGCUCGCAAGCAACUGUCUGAUAGUGGUGUCAAGGUGAAGCAGUCUCAGCUCCAGAUAAGCCACUUACAGAAGGAGAUUGCUUCUAAUAAAGCCAGAGUCAAGUCUGCUCAAUCAGAAAUUGAAGAGCUCAUGCAUAAUAAAGAAUCUCAAAAACAAACGUGUCAGGCACUUCAUGAUAAGCUCGGCAAGAUUGGGUUUGAUCCGGACCGUUUCAAAUCUCUGAAGCAAGAAAGGGCGUUGGUCUCAAAAGAUCUUCAAAAUGCUCGUAGAGAUGCUGAAGGUUUGAAACGGAAUCUUUCAAGAUUGGACUUCAGCUACUCAAAACCAUCCCCCAACUUCAACGAUUCGUCGGUCAAAGGUGUUGCUGCUCAGUUGUUUUCAGUUAGUGAUGAGAGUCUGGACUACGCUUCUGCCCUGGAAGUCGCUGCUGGAGGAAGGCUUUAUUUCGUGGUUGUGGACACUGAUGUUACCGGUUCUCAGCUUCUCGACAAAGGUCAAUUGAAGAAGCGUGUGAGUAUCAUCCCGUUGAACAAAAUUUCUGUCAGAAACCUUGAUCCAAGGGUGGUGGACCUUGCCAAAGAACUUUGCCCAGGUAAUGUUGAGGCUGCCAUUGAUCUGGUGGAGUACGAUUCUGAAGUCGCGAAAGCUAUGCAGUUUGUAUUUGGAGGUAAAUUUGUGUGUCGUGAUGGUGACACUGCUGAAAAGAUUGCUUUCCAUCCAAAGAUCAGAACGAUGUGUGUUACUGUGGACGGUGAUACCUAUGAACCAGGUGGAAGGUUGUCUGGAGGUGCCAGAAGAUCGAAAUCUUCGAUGCUCGUCGCGAUUCAGAGAUUCAAUAAGGUCAACCAAAAAGUCAAGGUGUUGCAGUCAAAGCUUCAAAACAUUGACCAAGAAUUGAAUGAGCUUUCUGCGUUGAGUGAGCAGACAAAGUCGCUGCAGCAGGAGUACAAUGUUGCUCAGCAUCAGCUUAGCAUUAUCGAAAGGUCUUUGGAAUCGAAUCAGGCGGCUACGCUACUAAAAAAGCAGCAGGCCAGUCAGGAAGAGAUCGAGUCCCUCAAAGAAUCGGUUAAAGAAGAAGAAGCUCAGAUGUCCCAAAUUGAAAAGCAAAUAAACGAUAUUGAGAAGGACAUGAAGGAGUUUAACUCUAAUAAAGGCCAGAAGCUCGAGGAGCUGAAGUCAGAAAUCUCCGGUCUUGCUAAGAACAUAGCGAAGCUGGAAGAUAUUUUGGAAACAAAGUUCAGUGAUUACCAGUCAGCCCAAUAUGAGAGUGACCAGGUAGUCGAUGAUCUUGCAGCUUUGACAAAGAGCGUUGAGGAGAGCAAAUUAUCCAUUACCGAACUGCAAUCUCAGAUUCAUGAUCUUGAGGCAUCAAUCGCUGAACUGCAGGCGCAAUUGAGCACCGUCAGCGAUAGAUUGCAAGCAGAGAGAGCAAAAAUGGCGAGCAUAGAUGAAGAAGUCCACGAUAUCAAGUCUGUUCUGGAUAGGAAGACGAAAGAGUCGAACGCCAAAAAGUUAGAACUCCAGAAGCUAACGAAUGACCUGGAGAAGUACGUGUCUGUCAGAGACUCUUUGAAGAAACAAUUGCAAACUUUGAUUGAGGAUAAUGAAUGGGUUGCUGAUGAAAAUGAGGUGGCCAGUGUGCUUAAAGAAACUCCAGAUAUUGACUUGGAAGAGUGCGAAGCUAGAAUCUCCAAAUUAGAAGACCGUUUCCAGGGAAUGAGGAGAAAAGUCAACACUAACAUUAUGAGCAUGAUUGAAAACGUUGAGAAAAAAGAGCUGUCUUUGAAAAAUAUGAUCAAGACGAUUGAGAAGGAUAAAUCCAAGAUCGAGGAAACUCUGACCAAACUGAAUGAGUACAAACGCACCACUUUGGUGGAAACUUGGCACAAAGUUUCUACUGAAUUUGGGCAAAUCUUUGGCGAUCUGCUACCACAAGCAUUUGCAAAGUUGGAACCACCCGAAGGAAUGGAUGUCUCUCAGGGUCUUGAGGUAAAAGUCAAGCUGGGAAAGGUCUGGAAAGAGAGUCUUGUGGAACUUUCAGGUGGACAGAGGUCUUUGAUUGCUCUCUCUUUGAUUCUGGCAUUGCUCCAAUUCAAACCAGCUCCAAUGUACAUUCUGGAUGAAGUUGAUGCUGCUUUGGAUCCAAGUCACACGCAAAACAUUGGACAUCUGAUCAAGACCAGGUUCAAGGGUUCGCAAUUCAUCAUUGUGUCUUUGAAGGAUGGUAUGUUUUCGAAUGCCAAUAGGAUCUUCAGAACCAGAUUCCAAGAUGGUACCUCGAUGGUUACUACGUUGAAAUGA
This is a messenger RNA of Kuraishia capsulata CBS 1993, 3516 nucleotides long. RefSeq lists its product as uncharacterized. Gene Ontology annotation, biological process: chromosome organization. Lineage: Eukaryota; Fungi; Ascomycota; Pichiomycetes; Pichiales; Pichiaceae. The coding region runs from base 1 to 3516 and encodes 1171 amino acids. Gene Ontology annotation, cellular component: chromosome. The record is from RefSeq and is a predicted model, not a curated record. The transcript has a single exon. Gene Ontology annotation, molecular function: ATP binding; ATP hydrolysis activity; protein binding.